Molecule: messenger RNA, 1210 nt
Organism: Tachysurus fulvidraco (yellow catfish)
Lineage: Eukaryota; Metazoa; Chordata; Actinopteri; Siluriformes; Bagridae
Gene: rtn2b
Product: reticulon 2b
Exons: 7
Coding region: 125-754 (209 amino acids)
Source: RefSeq, a predicted model, not a curated record
GUGGGGGAUAUAAUUAGGUCUGGUCUGGUCUUCACUGCUGACAGUGCUAGUGGUGGCCAAAAAAAGCCUGUUGGGUCUGAGGAGUGCAGGGAGGAGAGGGGGGUUUGACGUAAAGACAGCAGAAAUGGCCAGCAAAGUGGUGGACCUGUUGUAUUGGCGAGAUGUGGGAAAAACAGGACUGGUGUUCACAGGGCUGGUGGUGGGCUUAGCCUGCCUGUUUCAGCUCAGUACCAUCUCUCUUCUCUCCAACUUGGGCCUGGGCAUCAUGGCCUUUACCCUCCCUGUACGUCUGCUCUUCAAAACAAUGGACCUGGUCCGUCUUAAUGAUGGAUCUCAUCCCUUCCAGUCCUAUUUGGAUGAGGACAGCACUUUGACAGAUGAGACCACAGUUCGUGUUGUGGAGAAGAUUGUGCUCCUGAUUGCUACUUUAAUUACAGAGCUGAAGAGACUCUUCUUCAUCGACAGUAUUAUAGACUCACUGAAGUUUGUUGUGCUUCUGUACAUGUUGACCUAUGUUGGGAUAAAAGCCAAUGGUCUAACUCUUGUGAUUGCUGGAGUGAUUUGUGCUUUCUCUCUGCCUUUGGCAUACAGACUACAGCAGGGCCGAAUUGACAGGAUUAUCAGUGCAGUCCAAUCACUGGUGACAAAAACGAAGGAGAUAGUUGAGCUUGUGGUGUCAUUAGUCAAAACUCCUCCUCCUGCUCCAACUCCUGCACCUGCACCUGCUCCUAAACCCAAACUCAAGACCAAAUAAUGAGCUAAAGAUUGGAUGGAUGGAGAGAAGGACGUAAAGUCUUAUUUAUGGCUGGGAGGUAUUAUUGAUGUAGGAUGACAAGAAGUAGAAUGACAAAUUUCUUUAUGGUGCUGAGAAUGUACUGAAAAUUACUACAGUAGUUCAGCAGCUGGUCUCUAUGACUGCAAGAAAACAUGAAUCAGUAGCUUUGGAAACGAAAGUGGGAAAUUCAUGUCACCCUUGUGUAAAUGAACUGUAACUAUGGAAUUAAAGGAAUCAGUUUUAAUGGCAGGAUAUUAUGUGACUUUUAGAUUGCUUUGGGCUUAAUAUUGCAGCAUUAUCACACAUGGGUAACAUGAAGGUGCAGGUAGCAGUGCUGCUGUGCUCGUGUGUGUGUGUGUGUGUGUGUGUGUGUGUGUGUGUGUGUGUGUGUGUGUGUGUGUGUGUGUGUGUGUGUGUGUGUGUGUGUGUGUGUGU